AUGGCGUCAACGACAUAUGCGGCUACGAAAAGGACAUCGAAAAUCAAGCAAGCUUGUGACGCUUGCCAUCUACGAAAAGUGCGAUGCGAUGGUGACAAGCCUUGCGCGAACUGUCUCGGGACGGACCUGCAAUGUACCUAUCUAGCUGUACCGAAAAAGAAGGGGCCGAAAGGCAAGAGGACAGCUAAGAAUCCUGGACCGAAGCCAACGAAUUUACCUUACCUCUUGAACCAGAUCCCUCGCCCUGUGCCUCCACCACGUGAUCAGUCUUUUGGGGUGAAAGAGACUUUGGGAUUCAAUGCUGGAAGUUUACCACGCCAGCCAGAACCAGUGCCAGCCCAGACCAUACAUCUGCAACCGCCUGUACACCUGGGAGUGGUCGAAGAUGCGAGAGCGCAAGAGAAAUCCGCGUUCCGACCUUCUUCCAUAGUGACAAAAGACCUUCUCAAGACCUGCCUAGAUGCAUUCUUCACUCACAAAUAUCCGAUCAUGCCAAUCCUGGAUCAAGAAGCGGUAUACCUCACACUUUCUGUCAUUGGAGACAAUCCAGAGCAGUAUGCUUUGAUGACAGCUCUCUGCUCUGUAAUUGUCUUGCAACCAGAGAUUCUGAAAUCGGCAACCGGUGAAGGACAGCCAGAUCAAAUGAGAGCAAUAUCGUGGCCAUCAUCCGAGUUCUUGAUGAAAGAGACUUUACGAGCAAGGCAGUUCUGCGACCACUUUGAAACCCUCUUCUGUCUUGGCAAAGACAAUUCCGCUUGGUUCUACAUUAGAGAAUCUAUGACUAUGCUACAAAUUCUACGAUUACACGAGGAAAACGCCUAUUCGAAUUGCUCAGGUAUCCAGUAUGCUACAUACUGUCGGAGGACUUUCUGGCUUUUGUUCAUCACGGAGCGAGCAUAUGCCUUACAAAGACACCGACCUCUCACUCUGCAACGGACUAUCAACCUUCCGACCGUCGAUCCUGGGCCGGAAGCUACCAUACUAUCAGGGUUUCUUGACCUCGUCUCACUGUUCCAGAACUUUGACGACACCUUCCUGUCAUUGUGGAAUCUUUCGGAAACAGAUUCCCCGGCGCCCACACAAUCUCUUGUGCAACUUCAAGAUAUCUUGAAAUUUGCAAUCCCUAAUGUAUCAGAGAGGACAGAGAUACAGCAAGCAGAUCUUCUUGUCAGCAGACAAUGGUUGAAGACCAUGGUUUGGCAGCUCUGUGUGCGCAAAGGACUGCUAUCAAGUGCUUCAACAAACGAAAGCAUGUCAUUUCACUAUCCUGUGACGAUUGCACGCGACGUGGUUCUCGUGUCCAGGUUACUACCACCCAAGGCAUUUGAGGCGAAUGGAGUGGGGAUACUUGAGAAAGUGUUCGAUAUUGGAUGUAGCUUGGCUGAUGUCCUCUCCCUCCAUCCCAACUUUGCCAACAUUUCUGCCUUAGAAGUCGGACCUAGAGAUUAUUUGAUGGAGUUGGUGAGAAUACUUGGAACAGCUCCAGGAGGAAACAAGUAUCUGAGACUGCUUGCAUCUAAGGCUGAUGAGUGUCUCGGCGUUCGCAUCCGAGGCAGUCUUUCGGACAGUGAAGUGGGACUCUCAUCCUGGAAUUGA
Messenger RNA from Mollisia scopiformis, 1596 nucleotides. RefSeq lists its product as uncharacterized. Gene Ontology annotation, molecular function: DNA-binding transcription factor activity, RNA polymerase II-specific; zinc ion binding; DNA binding. The transcript is spliced from 3 exons. The record is from RefSeq and is a predicted model, not a curated record. Gene Ontology annotation, biological process: regulation of DNA-templated transcription; DNA-templated transcription. Lineage: Eukaryota; Fungi; Ascomycota; Leotiomycetes; Helotiales; Mollisiaceae. Bases 1 to 1596 code for a protein of 531 amino acids.